This is a messenger RNA of Ictidomys tridecemlineatus (thirteen-lined ground squirrel), 1211 nucleotides long. The record is from RefSeq and is a predicted model, not a curated record. NCBI's taxonomy places the organism in Eukaryota, Metazoa, Chordata, Mammalia, Rodentia, Sciuridae.
UCUUCCUUCCAGAAUCCUGUCUGGGACCCGAUUUUACCAACCACCUGCUCCAUCCGAACAGCGUCAACUCCAUGGCGCGGUUCCUGAGACUUUGCACUUGGCUGCUGGCUCUCGGACCUGGGAUCCUGGCUACUGUGCAGGCGGAAUGCAGCCAAGACUGCGCGACAUGCAGCUACCGCCUAGUGCGCCCUGGCGACAUCAACUUCCUGGCUUGCACCCUGGAAUGUGAAGGACAACUGCCCUCUCUCAAAAUCUGGGAAACCUGCAAGGAACUCCUGCAGAUGUCCAAGCCCGAGCUCACUCAAGAUGGCACCAACACCCUCAGAGAGAGCAGCAAGCAGGAAGAGAGCCAUGUGCUCGCCAAAAAGUAUGGGGGGUUCAUGAAGAGGUACGGAGGCUUCAUGAAGAAGAUGGAUGAACUGUACCCCGUGGAACCCGAAGAAGAGGCCAACGGAGGUGAAGUCCUUGCCAAGAGGUACGGGGGCUUCAUGAAGAAGGAUGCAGAGGAAGGGGACGCCCUGGCCAACUCCUCGGACCUGCUGAAAGAGCUGCUGGGAACAGGUGACAACCGCGGGAGAGAGAGCCACCCCCAGGAUGGCAGUGACAAUGAUGAGGACGUGAGCAAGAGAUAUGGGGGCUUCAUGAGGGGCCUCAAGAGAAGCCCCCAAUUGGAAGAUGAGGCCAAAGAGCUGCAGAAGAGAUAUGGGGGCUUCAUGAGAAGAGUGGGCCGCCCAGAGUGGUGGAUGGACUACCAGAAGAGAUAUGGGGGCUUCCUGAAGCGCUUUGCUGAGUCUCUGCCCUCCGAUGAGGAAGGAGAAAGUUACUCCAAAGAAGUUCCCGAGGUGGAAAAAAGAUACGGAGGAUUUAUGCGAUUUUAAUACCCUUUCCCAUCAGUGACCCCUGGCCCCCACAAUCCACUCUCCACCCCCCCCCCGUGAGAAACUGCCUCAUUGAUAACAUUGAUCGUGUUUUCUUGUCAUGUGACGCUUGCAUUGUACAAUUGACUACGUGGCCUGGAUAACUCUACAGCCUGAAAGUUGUCAGUUCAGGGUCUGUGUUCUUUUGAGAGUCUUUAAGCUCAAUCGUGGUCUCUUGUGGCUCUCUGGUCUUCACGCCAAAAUAUUGUGUGUUACCUUGUUCCCUGUUUUUGACAAAAUAUCAAUAAAUGCUUCCUUGUAUAUAGAUCUAAUAAACCUGUUACCCCAACUGCA